GAAUCUAAAAUGCCGGGCGCCGGUACUUUCAAAAUCUUCGUCGGGAAUCUAUCCGAUAAAACGACGGACGCCGAUCUCAGGCCGCUGUUCGAAAAGUUCGGUACGGUCGUAGAAUGCGAUAUCGUCAGAAAUUACGGUUUCGUACACAUGGAAAACGAACAAGUCGGCCGCGAAGCCAUUCAGAACCUUAACGGAGAAAUAGUUCACGGGCAGGCGAUCAAAAUAGAAGCGGCCAAGAGCCGAAAGGCCCCGUCGACGCCAACUACUAAAAUAUUCGUCGGUAACCUAACGGACAAGACGCGCGCGCCCGAGGUUCGCGAGCUGUUUCAGAAGUUCGGCACGGUCGUCGAGUGCGAUAUCGUUCGUAACUACGGCUUCGUACACUUGGACGCGUCGGGCGACGUGAACGAGGCUAUCAAAGAGCUGAACGGUAUGAUGGUGGACGGGCAGCCGAUGAAGGUGCAGCUGUCCACGAGCCGCGUGCGCCAGCGGCCGGGCAUGGGCGACCCCGAGCAGUGCUACCGCUGCGGGCGCGGCGGGCACUGGUCCAAGGAGUGCCCCAAGGCGCUGGGUCCCGACCGCAACGGUUUCCGCGAUCGGGCGUUUGGCCGCGACCCCUACCCUCCGCCGCCGCCGCCGCCCUUCCUCCGCGAUCGCAUGAUGGGAGGAUUCGGGGAUCCAUACGAUGGGUACUAUGAUAGAGCUCGUUUUGGUGAGAGUCCACGGGAUUUGUUCGAGCGUCGCUACCCGGUGGGUGCAUCCCGGGGGCUAGAUAUGGGUGCUUCCCGCGCACGGGGAGACUUCGUGUCGCCACCACUACGCAGAGAGCCCAUGCCCCCCAUGCCCAAUCUGCCUCCCAUGAGGAGCAGCAUGGGUUCCAUGAGAUCCUCCUACGACGCUAUGUACAGCAGGAGGAGUCCUCCGCGUGGACCACAAAUGUCGAGAGGAAUGUAUGAAGACUUCAGUAGAGACACAUUUGAUGAUAGAAGGCCGGGGAUGCGAGGUCCUUCGCCUCCAAGAAGAUACGCCCCGUACUAAAAGAAUGUUCAAUAUCAAUUGACAUGUGUUAUAUAGAAUUAUUUUAACACUCCAAGAACUCAGUACUGUGUGUAGUGUGAAUAAUUAAAUAAUCAUAUUGGACAAUCGCAGAAUUUCUUGUAACAUAUCUCAUCUCAACAAUAUAUUUGUUUAGUAUUUUAUUUUCCCAUACAUUUCUAUAUUCUUUAGUAUACUUAACCAAAUAUUUUGUAGGGUAAAUUGUAAUAUGAAGUUGAAAUUAUUCCCGCUAGUAGCACAGAUAGAGGACAAUAUUAAAGUCAAGUGACUGAUUUUCGUCUAAAUUAAGUGUCUUGCAUGGCUGCGUUCAUUUGUACGAAAUGUGAUGAAAGUGUAAAUAGGUUAAUAAUAAAUUUCAUUUUUAAGUA
Melitaea cinxia (Glanville fritillary) is the source of this 1424-nucleotide messenger RNA. It is a transcript of the gene lark, whose product is annotated as RNA-binding protein lark. Lineage: Eukaryota; Metazoa; Arthropoda; Insecta; Lepidoptera; Nymphalidae. The coding region runs from base 10 to 1038 and encodes 342 amino acids. The transcript is spliced from 4 exons. Gene Ontology annotation, molecular function: mRNA binding; zinc ion binding. Gene Ontology annotation, cellular component: cytosol. The record is from RefSeq and is a predicted model, not a curated record.